Messenger RNA from Geodia barretti, 1128 nucleotides. The record is from the annotation of a GenBank genome assembly. Lineage: Eukaryota; Metazoa; Porifera; Demospongiae; Tetractinellida; Geodiidae.
AUGGCUCACAUCAUCCACGCCGAUCUUGACGCCUUCUACGCCACCGUCGAGCAGCUGGACAACCCUGAGCUCCGCGGCAAGCCGGUGCUGGUCGGCGGGCGGCCCGAAAGCCGCGGCGUGGUUGCCACGGCCUCCUACGAGGCCCGGCCCUUCGGCGUGCACUCCGCCAUGCCCAUGCGCACCGCCGUACGCCUCUGUCCCCAGGGCAUCAUCGUACGGCCCCGCUUCAACCGCUACCGCGAGAUGUCCCGCCUGGUUAUGGAUGUCUUUCGCGAUUUCACCGAAAUCGUGGAGCCGCUUUCGCUGGACGAGGCCUACCUCGACAUCAGCGAAGCAGUAAACGAGGCGGAGGGCAGGUGGCCGCUGGGGGUGGCCCUGGAGCUGAAGCGACGCGUGAAGGAAGAGACGGGCCUUACGGUCUCCGUGGGCGUAAGCGCCAGCAAGUACGUGUCGAAGAUCGCAUCCGACCUGCAGAAGCCCGACGGGUUGGUGGUCGUGCCGUCCGGCGAUGAGACAGGGUUCCUGGCGCCGCUGGCUGUCGGCAAGCUCUGGGGCAUCGGCCCCAAGACGGCAGAGCGCCUGAACGCCGAAGGUGUCGAAACCAUAGGAGACCUGGCCUCCAAGCCGACCGACUGGUUUGCCAGGGUCUUCGGACAGCGCGCCGAGAGCGUCAGGCUGAGGGCCGCCGGCCAGGACAACGAACCGGUACACACUGAGCGCGUCACCAAGUCCGUCUCUUCGGAGACCACGUUCCCCGACGACAUCGGAGACACCGAAGAGCUGCAUCGCGUACUGGACGAACUCGCGAGCGGCGUAUCCGGCAGUCUGGAGGGCAAGGGCCUUCAGGGCCGUACCGUUACCGUGAAGAUGCGCCUCGCCGACUUCACCACCUUCAGCCGCCAGUCGACCCUUCCGCGGCCUUCCAACGACGUGGACCCGAUACGGGAACUUGCCUGGCGGCUACUUUCCGCCGAACUUACCGCCGGUCGCACGUUCCGUCUUCUGGGAGUCGGCGUAAGCAACUUCUCCGACGGAGAGGAAGAGCGCCAGCUUCCCCUGACCCUGGAGGGCGACUUCAGCGCCGUCAGACGCGAAUGGUGGCUGCCGGAGACUACCCCGCUGCCCUGA